Messenger RNA from Phaeodactylum tricornutum CCAP 1055/1, 1349 nucleotides. RefSeq lists its product with no specific name. NCBI's taxonomy places the organism in Eukaryota, Bacillariophyta, Bacillariophyceae, Surirellales, Neidiaceae. The annotation marks the transcript as partial. The transcript is spliced from 3 exons. The record is from RefSeq and is a predicted model, not a curated record.
UAAGCCAGUUGUGAGAUAUUUUUCUGUGGCUCUCGACAUUGGAUACUCUGCGGUACAGCAUACUGAUAAAAGAGCGUUAUGGUAUAUCCUCACCUUUUCGUGGUGCCAGAGGAGGAUCUUGCCGCAGGACCGGAGCCGUCGCCGAGAAUGUAUUCGGGGACGCACGAUCCCUCGUCUGCGUUUCACCAGAUCGCCCCGAGUAUGACUGUGGCCUCUCCUCACACGCUUGGAAAUGGAGGAACCUUCCCUGCCGCUCUCUGGCAAGGAUCAGUGAUGUCGCAGUCGAACUCCUCAACUAUGAACCACAACACGACUUCGUUGAGCUCGCAGGGCACAAGUGGGGUUGGAAUCAACAUGAACGAUGGGAGAGCAAACAUUUUCUUGCAGGAACAGCAACGACAACAGCUUCACCUACAACAAAUGGGAGGAGGUUCACUUCAAUCGCAGUUUGCUGGCGUGAAGCCUCCGGCAUCGUACGUCAGCCCGUCUCAUGCUCAUCCGUUUCUGUCGCAUCAUAGCGGAGAUUCUAACCGGGCUCCGUAUCCUUCGCACGGACCUAUUUAUUCCCACAGUGCAGAUUGGGGAGACCGCGCCGAUUCAAUUUUAGCCGCAGCCAUUGCCGUGACCAACGGAGGAUCUUCAGGAGGUCUUUCUAACAAUGGAGGAGGCCAAUCUGGCUUCGACAUUUUGGCACCAGAUGGCCGGCUGAACUUGAAUGUAGGUACACCUAGCGCUACGCGCGCCCAAGCAGCGACGGGACCGUUUACGAUGAACAACUCAACACCAUGGAUCGGCAGCGCACCUGCUGCCGGAAACUCAGCCAUGGGAGGAUUCGGUAUGCCCAACAACAGCAUCCAUACCGGUGGAGUCAACAUGCACUCGACGUCACAAGAUCAGCAACCAUCAUGGAACCAAUUCUCUUCUUAUUCGAAUAUGGGGACAACCAAUCCGAUUGGAAGUGGUAUGAGUGGACCAGCGCCACAUGUUUUUAACGCCACCGUCAGUGGACACAAGAAGCGGCGAAGCAGUUCAAUAUCGAGUACAGCUUCUCUCAAUCAUAUGGGACAAACAAGAGAAUCUUACAACGAUAGAAACCAUUUUUACCAAGAAAAUGAUUUGAGGAGAGGUCCAGCGAUGAUCGAUGGAGGGUUAAUGGGAGGUACACAGAGCGCGCAUAACAACGCGACGAAUACGGUGCGUGCCGAUAUGGAAAGGAUAAUAAAGCGUCCACAGAAAAAGAAACGAGCCAAAACGUUCCCUGAUAAGCUCAUGGAUGCCAUGAUCGGGCACGUCGAGGAAGAUGCCGCUGCGUGGCUUCCAGAUGGCAAGUCUUUUGUCAUUGUAUCGGC